AAUGAGUCAGUACUUUGAAAAAAAACUAGAACAGGAUGAUGUUACUAACUCCGUCCUUUGAUAACAAAUUCUCUUUAACACAAUUUACAGAACAACAUUAUUUCAUCAAUGUCAGUUUAUAAUCUCCAGAAUGUCGCCAACAAAAUAGGGCUUUGUCUAAAAACUUUUAGUAAUUAUCCGUCAUUACGGCUUUUAACAUAAUUUUCUUGACAGACAUACUUGUUUGCCAGCGGCAGAUUGUGUUAAUUACCUAGUUUAUGUUUGAAUAAACGAAAGAAGAUUACAUUACGACAAUAAAUCAUCUAAUCAUAGUAUUUUUUCUUACUGCCUCUUCACAGAUUAUUAAAAGAUUGUAAAAAAAAUGUAAACGCUGCCAAAAAAAUUAUAAAACAAAUACACGCGUGCAAAGACAACAUAACCAUUCAGCCUAGUACAUAAACAAUAUUAUUAUGUGUGAAAUCCAUCACAAUGCAUGAAAUAACGAUCAAUUAGCGCAAACAGUCGAACAAUGAUGCCAAUCAUCUCGGUCGAGCGAACUAAAUCUGUUUUUGGAUGAGUUUUGGUAUGUCAGCCGCGUCACACGCCGAAUGUCAUUGGAUUUAUAAAUACAAUCAGCUCCAGAAAUAGGUGGCUACAGGUUUUCCAGGCGAACCGACCUAAAAUAAAGCAGCCUGGAUUCGUUAACAAUAUAAUUGUCUCCACUUGGUACGUGCAACGAACUAGUGAGCGUAAGAAGUUUGUUAGUGGUUUUUAUAAAGUAAAUACUUGUGGCCAUGGAUGAUGAGGAUGUACAACAGUUUUCUUUGCGCUGGCACAAUCAUCAGGUAGAACAGCUUGAUUGGAGCCCUAGGUCGUAUGUUGAGUUCGGGAGCCCUGACUGACGUCACAUUGAGCGCCAGCGGGACUUCUGUGAAGGCCCAUAGACUUGUGCUAGCAUCUUGCAGCCAAUACUUCGCUCAACUUUUUAAGGAGGUGGAAGCUGAAAACAACACACUCGUUGUGGUGCUCGGGUGUGAGGCUACUGAACUCCGUCUGCUCCUCACUUUCAUGUACACCGGAGAGGUGACAGCCUCCAAGAAGAUCCUCCCGUCCCUCCUUCGACUUGCACAAACCUUGAAGGUUUCUGGACUUACGGAUGCCGAUACGAACUCAUCACUAACAACGACUGAAUCCGAAACUCCAGACGAAUAUCAUAGAACAAAUAUACCUGAAUCUCCAGUUAAUCUUGAAGUCAAGAGCGAGCCAGCACCCCAAGUCAUUAACGACAACUCCAGCUCUAGUUCCAAACUCAAUUACGAUGACAUAAUAUCACCAACCAAUGAAAAGGCAGGGAGUUUUGCCGACUUUAUGGGUAAAAGUGAAAAGGAUCGACUAAGCAAAUUGGAUCAAAUCGUCCAAAAUUUGUAUAGCACGCACAAGAUUGGCAACCCUACUGCUACUCUGGUGAAUUCUGGAGUUACAGAAAUACCAGAGUACGACAGAAAAUGGCGGAUGAAUAGCUCGGUAUGUACAAUCUGCAACAAGAGGCUGUCGAACCAGUACAACCUGCGCGUGCACAUGGAGACACACGCCGGACGCCGCCACGCGUGCCGCGCAUGCUCACAUGUGUCACGGUCCAGGGACGCAUUGAGGAAACAUGUCGCCUAUAGACAUGCUCCCCCGCAACACAGGGCCGGACGAGGCGACAUGUGAGCGAAUUUGCAACAGUUUUAUUGUCAAUGGGCCCUACCGUAUUUUUCCUCUCUAGAUCACGCAAGGUUCUGUUAUCCAAUCACAACAGCUGUCAAAUAUUAAACGUCCAAUGUAGAGAGACUAACUAAUUUCCUAUUGGACGAAAAACGAGAUGACGACAUUAGCGACAUCUAGCGAGAACAAAUAUACAGUAUGCUCCAUGGAGUUUCCUUUCUUAUCUGCAUAUUAUAGCAUAUUAUAUCGUGAAACAUAUCAAAUUAAUUAAACUGUACAGUUUACUUAAGUAACUAGCUUCAUUUUUGACAUUUUAAAAAUACCUACAUAUAUAUAAUAAAGCUUAGACUCCUACUACAACUGAUGGAUCGUCAGUGUCGACAAUUUUUGACCACUAGAUGGCGCCAGUGUCCUCGUUUCGAUUUUCAUCCAAUAGGGAAUUAGCUAAUAUGACACCAUUAGACAUUCAGUAUUAGACAGCUACAGUGAUUGGACAAGGAAAGCUCUUACUACAUUUGCGCUAUUUGGUGACCAAAAAACGGUAAUCCCCAUUGCGGUGUGCUAAUUCUGCUAUGAAUGUAAGCCCCCAGUGUAGCUUGAAACUUAUUGAAUGACUCCGUACGAGUUACGAGAGUAAGUCAUACAAAUUAAUUUAUUUAUUCUGUAUUUUGUUAACCAUGUCCCUUAAUUUUCUUGUAAUUUAUACGAAAAAAUAUUUUUUGGUUUCCAAAAAUAAUGCUCAUAUAUAUUAUAUACUGAAGACUUAUUUAUGACAUUUCCACUCAAUUAGAAAAAGCGAAUUGAUGAAAAAUCAUAAUAAUUAUGGACAAUAAUUAAUAGUAAUUUGAUAAAACUAAAUACUUAUUUACACUUGUGUCAAACUUAUAAAGCAACAGUUCAUAAAAGUUAUUUUAACUUUUUUAAAUAUUUGAGCGAAGAUCAAUUUCCAAAUACACAAAUCACAAUUAUUUGAUACCAUCAAAAUCAUAAUAAUAUUAGUUAAUGAUAUUUUAUAUUAAUGUUAUUUAGUAAAUUACCAAAUAAUAGUACCCUUUAGUUACUGAUUUUUUUUAAAGGUGUGACUACAAUAUUGAGUGUUUGCGAGCAUUAAAUUCGAGCAUUAAUCCUCAGAGUAAAAUUUUAUGCUCAUGCUUUUAAUGAGUCAGACAGAAUAGAACUAUUUUUCUAAUGCUCAAAAAUUAAUGCUUGCACCAAUGUCACACGCUACAAGCAUAAAAUAUUAAAUUUUAUUCGAGUAAACUCGACUAAAAACUCUUGAAUACCCACCGAAGGUAUUUAUUACCAAAGUAAAUAAAAAAGACGUUUUUUUCUUUAACUUUUUUUGAGUGUAAUAUUGUUUUUUAUCAUUUCAUUAAUUGUUUUUUUAUUUUUUGUCUACGACGCCAUAAAUAUAUUUUGUUUAUUCGACCUUAUUGAUGCGUGAUAAGGUCGUAAUAUCGUAAAUAAAUAAAUAAAUAAAUAAUGGCGAAUUUGACCGCUGCGUUACAUAGAACAAUUUUACAAUGCUAGUAAUUUUUACUCUGUAUUUAUUAUCCAUAUAAAAGAUAUUUUUAGGAAUGUUGUGUAACAAAAUAUUCAAUUUAUUUUAUAAUACUAUGUCCAGGACGUUGAA
This is a messenger RNA of Spodoptera litura, 3319 nucleotides long. NCBI's taxonomy places the organism in Eukaryota, Metazoa, Arthropoda, Insecta, Lepidoptera, Noctuidae. The record is from RefSeq and is a predicted model, not a curated record.